Molecule: messenger RNA, 2004 nt
Organism: Amphibalanus amphitrite
Lineage: Eukaryota; Metazoa; Arthropoda; Thecostraca; Balanomorpha; Balanidae
Product: ubiquitin-like modifier-activating enzyme ATG7
Exons: 12
Biological process (GO): C-terminal protein lipidation; cellular response to nitrogen starvation; autophagy of mitochondrion
Cellular component (GO): phagophore assembly site; cytoplasm
Molecular function (GO): Atg8 activating enzyme activity; Atg12 activating enzyme activity
Source: RefSeq, a predicted model, not a curated record
UGGUAAUGUGAGAGAAGAGGUUGAGUGAAUAGUAUUUUGUUGGGACGCAACCGCGCGAGACGAUUGGUAACAAGGCCCUAUAUACUAUUGGUAACUGGUAACUGUGGAGUGUGGCUGCAUUAAUUUUGCAUUAAAAUGAGUAAAAUGGAGGAGCCACUGCAAUUUUUGCCAUUCUCCUCUGCUGUUGAGACUGGCUUUUGGCAUAAGCUAAGUCAGCUUAAACUUGAUGUGCUGCAUUUGAAUGAAGAACCAAUCAACAUCAAUGGAAACUAUUACAAUAAUGCAGUCCAAGGUCUGCCUGCACUAUUCAAUGUUGACUUCACAUCUUUUGAUAGCCGGCCUCCAGAGGCCCUCAGCUGUCCCGGGGUGCUCAUCAACCGCAACACUCGCGAGACGUUCAAGGAGUGCGACAAGGCCGAGCUGCUGCGGCAGCGUGGGGAGGAGGUGUGGAGCAGCAUCACCGAUGGCUCGGCGCUCUCCCGGCCCGAGCUGCUCAACCGAUGGCUCCUGAUCACAUUCGCCGACCUGAAGCGGUACGACUUCCUGUACUGGUUUGGGUUUCCUGCGCUCAAAUGUCCCUCGUCCAUAAUGACGAUGGAACCGCCUCAGUCGCUGUCCGAAGCGUUCACGGCAGAGCAGACGGAGCGCCUGUUGUCGCUGCUGCCGCCGGGAUCCCCUCCCGCCGCCGCUUUCCUGGUGCAGCUGGAGCCGGCGCUGGCCGUGCUGCCGCUGGCCCGUCUGACCAGCGCGCCGGCCGGCCGCUGGCUGCUGGCCUUCUGCGACCCCAGCGCUGACCGGCGACACCCCGGCUGGCCGCUGCGCAACCUGCUCGCUCUCUACUGGCACCACUGCGGCCGAGACCGGCCGACCGUGGAGGUCCUGUGCUGGCGGGACAUGACUCGCGGCGGCGUGCGCUCUGUCGGCCAUAGUCUGAUACUGAAGUUACGGCUUGCGACAGAAGAUGGCGCUGCGGACGCCGCGCCGGCCGUCACCGGCUGGGAGAGGAACGAGCGGGGCAAGAUGGGGCCGCGGAUGGUCAACCUGAGCUCCACCAUGGACCCGAAGGCUCUGGCGGCGUCUUCGGUGGACCUGAACCUGAAGCUGAUGCGCUGGCGGCUGGUGCCCGACCUGCAGCUGGACAAAAUGACGAACGCCCGCUGCCUGCUGCUGGGGGCCGGCACGCUGGGCUGUAACGUGGCCAGGACGCUGCUGGGCUGGGGCGUGCGCCACAUCACUCUGGUGGAUAACGGUACAGUGUCUUACUCUAACCCGGUGCGGCAGAGCCUCUUCACGUUCCAAGACUCGGUACAGAGGCGACCCAAAGCGGUGGCCGCUGCCGAGCGGCUCAAAGAUAUAUUCCCCGGAGUGAUCUCUGAGGGUGUCCAGCUGAGCGUGCCGAUGCCGGGCCACCCUGUGAGCGCCGCGCUGCUGGACCAGGUCACCACCACCGUGUCCCGGCUGAGGCAGUUGGUUACCGACCACGACCUGGUGUUCCUGCUGAUGGACAGCAGGGAGAGCCGCUGGCUGCCCACCGUGAUGGGCGCGGCGCACCAGAAGGUCGUAAUCACGGCGGCGCUGGGGUACGACUCUUACCUGGUGAUGCGGCACGGCAGUCGUCUACCGGGCCUGCCGUCUCCUGACUCCGCAGUCAGCUGUGACCCGCGCCAGAUGAUUGACGGCUCCGAGCUGGGCUGCUACUUCUGUAACGAUGUGGUGGCGCCGGGAAACUCGGUUCAGGACCGCACGCUGGACCAGCAGUGCACCGUGACCCGACCGGGGGUCAGUAUGAUCGCUGCGGGACUAGCCGUGGAGCUGGCUGCCGCCCUCCUCCAGCACCCACAACGGGAGCGCGCCCCUGUCUGCCCUGUGUCUGCUGAGGUAGCCGAGGCGCCGGCCGGCCCUCUGGGAGCGGUGCCACACAGUGUGCGGGGCUUCCUGGGGCAACACCAGCAGCUGACGCCAGCCACCAGGGCCUUCAACCGGUGCACCGCCUGCUCCAGCAAG